Messenger RNA from Seriola dumerili (greater amberjack), 1204 nucleotides. RefSeq lists its product as uncharacterized. Lineage: Eukaryota; Metazoa; Chordata; Actinopteri; Carangiformes; Carangidae. Bases 22 to 714 code for a protein of 230 amino acids. The record is from RefSeq and is a predicted model, not a curated record. The transcript has 5 exons.
CUGCCUGCCAGAACCUACCUGAUGGACACAUCCAGGGAGGAAGUGUCCAGCCUGCCCUCCAAACCAGACGCAGCAACACUGCUGACAUCCCCGCAGCGAGACACACACAAGCCCAGCGACAGCCCGCGGCUACAGCACUUUGACCUCUUGGCCCGUCACCACAGUUCCCAGGUCUCCCAGUCCAACCCAGAUCUGUUUACCAACACCAAGGCCCGGGAUGGCAGUGAGGUGUACCACACCAACCAAUGGGCAGACAAUUUCAAGGGGGAAAGUCUUGACAAAGGACAAUCUCCUGCUCCAGCUGGCGAGUCGAACCCCGCAGCCCAGGCACACAGAUCCAGGAGUAAGAAGAAAACGCCCAAGGAAGGACAACUCAAGCGAGAGCUACACAGCCAAGCAGAACUCCCCCCUCCACCAGCCCCUACUUCUACAGACGACUCCCUGCAGCUCUGGGCAGAUGUUUUGACCCGCAGCCGAAGGGACAGUGAAAGCAAAGAGGGCAGUGACUCGCCUACUCUCCAGAGGAGGGAAGAACAUUUCUCCCAACAAAAGAGAGGAACUACAAAGUGGUUAUCACAGGAUGAGAAUGUAAUCCCAUAUGGACAGUCCAGCUUCCUGCCCAAGGUCCAGAUGUCAGGCUACGGGUCCCUGGGUGGAGGAGUCUUUCCGCGACCCUCCACUGCCGGCCGCAGGAGAGAUGAGAACCUCAUGUAGACGGAAGCUGAUCUCCUUUUUACCCUCUGAUUUCCUGUGUUUGCAAACCAUCACUCUGUUGCCAUGGUAUCUUAUGAAAAGCUGAAGACAAAAGGGAAAGCAUCAAGGCUUGCCAUCUGCCUUUUCACCAACUAUUUGUAUUCUUUUUUUAAUUUUAUUUGAAUGAUUUAAUCUUUAUUUUUUUGUGAUUCCCUUCAACCCUCGUUCAUGUAUAUAGACAUCUUUACAAUUUUUUAAAAGAUGUGUUCAGAUAUAUUACUAAAAAUGGAUCCGAGGGGGGGCGAAAGUAUUGUAUUUUUAGGCAAUGGGAAGUAAAUGUAACUAUUACAUCAUUGUACAGCAGAUUAUUGAAUGUAUCUUCUGUUUACUCCUGACCAUGAAACCACGAUGUGAACCACGACGUGUGUGUGUUUAAUGACAGGCCGAAAAAGACAAGAGGUAGAAAAUUUGUCAAUAACCCAUCAUGUUGGUCUGGGUGUGUGUGUGUGUG